GGAGCCUCGCCGGUGCCCGGGCGGCGGCGGAGCCUCCCCGGUGCGGGCCGGGCGAUGGCGGCGCCCCCGGGGCGGCGGGAGCGGCUGCGGGCGCUGGCGCUGGGCCGGGGGGCGCUGGGGCUCGAGACCCUCCUGGACCUGCUGCUGGGGCUGGCGGGGGGGCUGCGGCACCGCCUCGGCCACCGGGAGCCCCCCGCCGGCACCGGGCCCGCCGCCGCAGGCAGCGGCGACAGCGGCGACAGCGGCGGCGACAGCGACGGCGACAGGGAGAGAGACAGAGAGAGACACGUCCGGGACUUCCUGAGCUGGGCCGAGCCGGCGGCCGCGCAGGUCCGGGAGCUGCAGCUGCAGCGCGGAGACUUCGAGAUCCUGAAAGUGAUCGGGAGAGGCGCCUUCAGCGAGGUGGCCGUGGUGAGGAUGAGGGAGACGGGGCAGAUCUACGCCAUGAAGAUCAUGAACAAGUGGGACAUGCUGCGCCAGGGACAGGUGUCGUGUUUCCGCGAGGAGCGGGACGUGCUGGUGCGCGGGGACCGGCGCUGGAUCACGCGGCUGCACUUCGCCUUCCAGGACCCGCAGUGCCUGUACCUGGUGAUGGAGUACUACAUCGGCGGUGACCUGCUGACGCUGCUCAGCAAGUUCGGGGACCGGCUGCCGCUGCCCAUGGCGCGCUUCUACCUGGCCGAGCUGGUGAUGGCCAUCGACUCCGUGCACCGCCUGGGCUACGUGCACAGGGACAUCAAACCCGACAACAUCCUGCUGGACCGCUGGGGCCACAUCCGGCUUGGGGACUUCGGGUCCUGCCUGCGCCUGGGGCCCGAUGGCACCGUGCGCUCGGCAGUGGCCGUGGGCACCCCCGACUACCUGUCCCCCGAGAUGCUGCUGGCGGUCGAGGACCCCUCGCGCUCCUACGGCCCCGAGUGCGACUGGUGGGCGCUGGGCGUGCUCGCCUUCGAGAUGUUCUGCGGCAAGCCGCCCUUCUUCGCCGACAGCGUGCUCGAGACCUACGCCAAGAUCCUGCACUUCCAGGACCACCUCCACCUGCCGGACGCCGAUGACGAUGACGAUGAGGAAGGGGGCGGGGCCGAGGGCUGGCGGGCCGUGCCCGCGGCCGCGCGCGCGCUCGUGCGGGGGCUGCUGUGCGCGCCGGGCGCGCGCCUGGGCCGCGGGGGCGCGCGCGACUUCCGCGCGCUGCCGCUGUUCGCGGGGCUGCGCUGGCGCGCGCUCCGCCGCUGCCCCGCCCCCUUCGCGCCCAGCGCCGCCGGCGCCGCCGACACCUCCAACUUCGACGUGCUGGACGACUGCCUGAGCCCGCCGCAGGAGGUGCCGGGGGAGCCGGGGGUCCCCCCUGAGCUGGAGCUGCACCUCCCGUUCGUGGGGUACUCGUACGCCCGCGCCGAGCACGAGGAUGAGGAAGAAGAGGAGGAGGAAGAGGAGGAUGAGGAGUGGGACCAGGACACGGCCAUGGAGCUGGAGGGGGAGUGGGGGACCCCCCCCCGAAUCGGGGACCCCCCCGGGCGGCGCGACCCCCUUGGCCAUAGGGACCCCCCCGCGCAAGGGGACGCCCCCACCCCCGGGGGUGCUGCCACGCUCCGCAACCCCCCCACCCACGGGGGGGCCCCCCAAGCCCCCCGGGAGCCCCCCCUCAAAAAGAGCCCCCCCCCGCCCGCGGGGACCCCGACACCGACGGAGGGACCCCCCCCAAAAAGGACCCCCCCCACCCGGGGCCCCCCCCCAAAGGACCCUCCCCACCCUCGGGGGCCCCCCCGCCCGCGGGGACGCCCCCUCAAAAGCUGCCCCCCCCCCACCCCCAAGGGAGAACCCCAUCCCCCACCCAAAGCCCCUCCCCCCCAGCCCGCGGGACCCCCCCCGGCCGCCCCCCACCAAAAAGCGGCGCCCCCUCCCCAGGGCCCCCCCCCCGGCCAAGGGGGGCCCCCCCGAGGACGCCCCCCCCCGGGCACGGAGCCCCCCCGGGCGCCGCCGGUGGCGGUCCCGGUCGCGGUCCCGGUGUCGGUCCCGGCGGCGGUCUCGGUCCCGGUCCUGGCGGCGGUCCCGGCGGUCCCGGUGUCGGUGCCGGUGCCGGUGCCGGUGCCGGAGCCGGAGCCGGUGCCGGUGUCGGUGCCGGAGCUCCGGGAGGCGCUGGCCCGGGAGCGGCGCGGGCGGGAGGAGCUGGAGCGGGAGCUCGGGAAGCUGCGGGCGGCGGGACAGGGGCUGGCCCGGCGCCUGCAGGAGGCCGAGAGCCGCAACCUGGAACUGGAAGCGAAACUGCGGCGGCUGCAGAGCGACCCCCCCCGGGCCCGGCCCCCCCGCGCCAGGAGGCGCGGGGCAGCCCCCCCCCAUCGCGGCCCCCCCCGCGGAGCCCCCCCGGCUUUUCCGCUCCCCCCUGGGGCUGCCCCUGUCCCGGCACCUGCUGCUCUGGGCCCGGGUGCCACACCCCGGUGCCACCAAGGACUGUCUGCUGCUCUGCGCCGCCGGCCUGCGCCCCCCGCCCCGCGCCCCCCGGGACCCCCCCCCUAA
This is a messenger RNA of Passer domesticus (house sparrow), 2514 nucleotides long. It is a transcript of the gene DMPK, whose product is annotated as DM1 protein kinase. Gene Ontology annotation, molecular function: DNA binding; protein serine/threonine kinase activity; ATP binding. Bases 55 to 2514 code for a protein of 819 amino acids. The record is from RefSeq and is a predicted model, not a curated record. The transcript is spliced from 16 exons. NCBI's taxonomy places the organism in Eukaryota, Metazoa, Chordata, Aves, Passeriformes, Passeridae. Gene Ontology annotation, biological process: actomyosin structure organization; peptidyl-threonine phosphorylation. Gene Ontology annotation, cellular component: cytoplasm; cytoskeleton.